Messenger RNA from Eremothecium gossypii ATCC 10895, 1614 nucleotides. RefSeq names its product ACL203Cp. Gene Ontology annotation, cellular component: membrane. NCBI's taxonomy places the organism in Eukaryota, Fungi, Ascomycota, Saccharomycetes, Saccharomycetales, Saccharomycetaceae. The record is from RefSeq and is marked provisional. The coding region runs from base 1 to 1614 and encodes 537 amino acids. The transcript has a single exon. Gene Ontology annotation, molecular function: transmembrane transporter activity. Gene Ontology annotation, biological process: transmembrane transport.
AUGGAAGUCAGAGCUUCGGAAGAAGUAUCUUCCAAAAGUGAAGAGGGAUGCGACAUCGUUGAACUCGAGCACUUUACUGGGACAAACCCGUUUGCGGAUCCUGUAGUUGCGGAAUACUACAGGAAUCUGUAUCGUGAAGCGAACUACGAAUGCAGAAAUCACUUUGACCCAGAGCUUAAAUGGUCUAAAGAUGAAGAAAAACGACUAGUUAGACGGCUGGACUUUAAGGUGGCAUUUAUUGCAUGUAUAUUAUUUUGCGCCAUGGAAGCCGACAGGUUUAAUUACUUUCAGGGCACUUCAGAUGAGAUGCUCGAAGAAUUAAAUGUAACAACGAACGACUAUAACCUUGGAAAUCAGUUGUUCAAUGUAUUCCAUCUUCUGGGAACUGUGCCGGUGCAGCUGAUAGCAAAACGAUAUGGGGUAGAACGAGUUGUACCUUGUCAAAUGAUUAUAUGGGGCUGUGUUGCAAUGGCGCAGGCCGGUAUGCGUAAUAAAGUCGGGCUCAUCAUAUUACGGGUAUUCAUGGGUCUCGCUGAGGCCGGCUUCGCGGCUAUCAUGGUGACAUGGCUGACCAGUUUUUAUACUGCAAAGGAACUGGGAAUGAGAGUGUCCUAUUUCUGGGUUGCGCAAGGGCUAAUGAACUCCGUAUUGCCUUUGGCGUCUUACGGUAUAUUUCGAAUGCGCGGGAUAUGCGGACUUUCAGGUUGGCAGUGGCUUUUCUUAUUUGAAGGAGUGAUUACCUGCGUCAUGGGCAUUUUCGGAUUUUUUUACUUUGUCCCGUCAAUAGUUGAGACUAAGAGCCUCUUGCAUCCAAAGGGCUGGUUCACUGAGAGGCAAGAAUUGAUAGCUGUUAAUCGCUUACUCAGAGAUGAUCCCAGCAAAGGAGAUAUGAACAACAAAACUGGUGUAUCGGCCAAGCUAUUCAUCGAAGCGCUCUUGGAUUACGACUUGUGGCCUUUGUACUUACUCGCGCUAGUGCAUUUCUUUCCAGAGGCAGCCGCAGGGCCUUACAUGCUUAUCAUACUCAAAGAUGUUGGCUUUUCCACAUUUACCGUCCAACUACUCUCUAUUUCCAACUUCUUUUCGAAUACUGUCGCCAUCCUGGUGAUGCUGAAAAUCUACGAGGUGGUAGACGAGCGUUCGUUGCUGUCACUGGUUUCCUGCGUAUGGAAACUAGUGUUACUCGGAUUUCUCCGGUGGUGGAAAGGCGCAUUUGAGACGCGAUGGGAAACCUACGCGCUAAUGGUCGUGCUGUUGGCCUGCCCCUACAUAUUUCCGAUGAUGUUUUCGUGGGCUUCUAGAAACUCGCACUCCAUUAAAACGAGAUCUGUGUCAGCAGCCGUUCUCCAGGUCUUUAACGUGAUCGGCUUUGUCUGUGGAAACCAGAUUUACAGGAUGGACGACGCCCCGCUAUAUCACAGAGGUAAUACCAUCCUGUUUUUUCUCAUGCUCGCCAAUAUACCCAUUUUCAUCGGCGUAAAGCUGUACUACAUGUGGCGCAACAGAAGGAGAGAGCUGGUAUGGAAUGCGAUGACCGAGCAAGAUCGGCAGUCGUACAUCGAGAAUACAACCGACAAGGGCAACAAGAGGCUUGACUUUAGGUUCGCCCACUGA